Messenger RNA from Malus domestica (apple), 2379 nucleotides. Its product is annotated as E3 ubiquitin-protein ligase RSL1. Gene Ontology annotation, biological process: protein polyubiquitination; ubiquitin-dependent protein catabolic process; positive regulation of proteasomal ubiquitin-dependent protein catabolic process. Gene Ontology annotation, molecular function: zinc ion binding; nucleic acid binding; RNA-DNA hybrid ribonuclease activity. Gene Ontology annotation, cellular component: ubiquitin ligase complex; cytoplasm. The record is from RefSeq and is a predicted model, not a curated record. NCBI's taxonomy places the organism in Eukaryota, Viridiplantae, Streptophyta, Magnoliopsida, Rosales, Rosaceae.
AGAGAAUGUGACCAAAGCAAAGGGCCAAAGGCACUGACUUUUCUCUUACGCCAAGAACACUGCAAUGGUAAGUCUGAGGAUUCCUUUUCUCAGCACUCACCAUCCUAAUAAGUAAUUAAUCAAAUAUUUGUCAUCUAAAAGAAUAAAAAACGGCAUCUUGUUAGUGGGUGAGGCACCAAAUCAAAGGUUGAAAUUUGUCAGAUUAGGGUUCUUAUUAUACUCUUACUGCAAUUAGCCAAUUACAAGAUACCGUCUCAGAAUACAGACCCCAAAAAGGAAUCUGAUUCCAAAGACUUUAGUUCCCUCCUCCGGAUAAGCAUUUUUAGGUGAUGAUGCUACACUUGGCAGUUCUGGAUCGAUUCCUUGAUGGGUUUUUCUUGCUUGAUUAUUUAGAGAGGCCUUGAAGGAUCAGUGAUUGAUAUCAACAAUUGUUUGUGAUUUGGAAGAUUUUUGUUGAAAAUACAGAACUCCAGAUUGAUUGGUAGGUUGAUUGUGAUUGGAUUUAAGAAAUAAUCGCAUCUUUCAGUUUAGGAUUGCAGAGCUGUUGUAUAAAAUGGAGGGUCAGGCAAUUUCUGGUGAUGAGGUUUCAUUAAAUUUAGUUAGAGAGGAAGACGAAGAAGAGUUUCGGAGCUGUUGUGAAGACGAUGAUGAAGUUUGGAAGGAGAUUGAAGAACCAGUGAAAGUUGAGGCAAAGGAUGAGUCAAAAGAUGAUCUCGAUGAAUUUUCGGUGAAAAUGUUCUUCAAAGGCAUGUCCAUAGCUGGGUACGGGGACGCCAGUUGUGGGCUUUCUGGAAUCGGAGUUGUCAUGGAAAGAUCAACCAAUGUUCGUGCAAUUCAGGUGCAGAAAAGGCUUGAUUUUUAUGUGGAGGAGCCUGUGGCUGACUAUUUAGCCCUGAUGGAUGGUCUAAUGGAGGCUGUGCAGAAUAAAUUCCGUAGGGUGUAUGCAUUCACAGAUUCUGAGCUGUUACAUGAUCAGGUUUCACAUGAGGAGAAACUUGAAGUUCCAAUCUUAAUAGCACUGAGGCAAAGGAUCCUAGAGCAUGCCAGUAAUCUUGAAGCUUUUGUCCUGAAACUUGUCCCCACUGUAGAUCUUGAGCGGCCAUCAAAAUUAGCUCAAGUGGCAAUUGGAGUUGUCUCUUUUCCUGCUAAGGGUGUUGAAUCACUUGAAAAUUGUUCCAUCUGUUGCGAUGAUAAACCAUCCCCAAUGAUGAUCACCAUGAAGUGUUCUCAUAAGUUCUGCACUCAUUGCAUGAGGACAUUUGUUGAUGGGAAGGUACAAUCCUCUCAAGUUCCCAUCAGAUGUCCUCAGCUGCAAUGUAUGUAUUACAUCUCCACUGCUGAGUGCAAAUCUUUUCUUCCACUCACUUCUUAUGAGUCAUUGGAGAAAUCCCUUGCAGAAGCGAAUAUUCUCCACUCAGAUAGAGUGUACUGCCCAUUUCCAAAUUGUUCCACCCUGCUUGGUCCCCUUGAAUGUUUGUCAGCUAGGGCAAGUUCAUCAAGUCAGUCAGAUAACAGCUGUGUCGAAUGUCCAGUUUGUCAGAGGUUCAUAUGUGUGGAUUGUGGGGUUCCUUGGCAUUCUUCUAUGAGCUGUGAGGAGUUCCAAAACCUCCCACUGGAAGAGAGAGAUGCUGCAGAUAUUACCUUGCAUCGCUUGGCACAAAAUAACAGCUGGAGGCGUUGCCAGCAGUGUCGUAGGAUGAUUGAGCUCACUCAAGGUUGCUACCACAUGACGUGCUGGUGUGGGCAUGAGUUCUGUUAUUCUUGUGGUGCUGAAUAUCGGGAUAGCCAACAGACUUGUCAAUGUGCCUUCUGGGAUGAAGACAACAAUAACAACACAGAAGACUUGGUCACUCAGUCUAUGCAAGAAUCCGAGCAAUGGGCGUGGGAAACAUUCAAUUCGUUGCCCAUGAUAAUGGAUGCGUACUCGGACCAAGAGAGAUCACAGCUGGAGCUGAUCCAGAGGUUCCUAGCUGGGGGAUUCAGUUUAAGCGACCAUCCCCCUUACCAGUCCCCACCGCGAUGUACAGAUUCUUAUGUAGAUGCUAUGAAAGAUCUCCAUCAGCUUCCUUGGCUCGAGAGGUUUGUGUCCGUGAUAAGUGAUAACUACUAUGAAGAAUAUAUCCAGUGAAUUAAAGGACUCCCGAUUUGGAAAAUUAUCUGCACAGCUACCCGACUAUGCCUUUUGAUAGGAGUAAAGAGUGUCUCGCUCUAUUCACCCCGGAGAUAUAUGUGCCCUCUUUUCCUUUUUAGUUUCGUAAGCAAUGUGUUCAAAGAUUUGCGGCCAUUAAAAGUACCUUUUGUAAAACCUAGAAGGGGAAGUAUCUAUAUACUUGAUGAUAGCUUUCUUCUUGAACCAAAAAAAAAAAAAAAAAAAGGAGA